Molecule: messenger RNA, 616 nt
Organism: Rhodotorula graminis WP1
Lineage: Eukaryota; Fungi; Basidiomycota; Microbotryomycetes; Sporidiobolales; Sporidiobolaceae
Exons: 3
Coding region: 31-573 (180 amino acids)
Biological process (GO): protein targeting to ER
Cellular component (GO): signal peptidase complex; membrane
Source: RefSeq, a predicted model, not a curated record
CGAGCUGCAGUGCAGCACACCGACGCUCACAUGCACUCGACCCUGCAGCGCCUGAGCAACAUCUCAGCUCUCGCGACCACCGUCAUCCUGUCGCUCCUCGCCGCCAUCGCCGCGUCGUCCUUCCUCAUCCCGACCCCUCUCGACCCCUCGUCCCUCCACAUCUCGCACCUCAACGUCGUCCUCGGCCGCCCAAACUACCAGCCUCGCGCCCACGACCGCGAGUACGCCUUUGUCAAGUUUGACCUCGACGCCGACCUGCGCCCGCUGUUCCACUGGAACACCAAGCAGGUCUUUGUCUACCUCGUCGCCGACUACUCGACCCCGGCCAACCCGGACAACACGGUCGUCGUGUGGGACCGCAUCGUGCGCUCUCGGCGCAACGCGCGCCUGCGCCUCGACGACGCCAAGCAAAAGUACGAGUUCAAGGACCUGUCGCCGUCGUUCGGGACCAACACGACGGCCACGUUUGCGCUCCACUACCAGGUGCAGCCGUACGUCGGUGCGCUGCAGGGCGCAGAGGUCGUCAGGACCGAGCCGGUCGCGUUUCCGCCUGUCAAGCGGCGCAGUCAGUGACGGAGCGGGUUCUCAUGCAGUGCAGCCGUCUUUGUGACUCGUC